UUCCGCCAUUGCCAAAGAGAGACGAUCUAUCAGUCAGCAUCCAUUAAUGGCCGAGGAAGCAGUAGCAGCAGCAGCAUCAGCAGCACCGCCGGAGACCACCGUCGUAGAAACAGUAGAAGACGAUUCAUCAGCAGCGCCACAAGAGAUGGAUGUGGAAACUGUUGAGGCGACUAACGGCGGUAAACGAGGAAGAGAGGAAGAAGUGACCACUGAAUCGACGGAGAACGGAAACGAUGCGAAAAAAGCGAAGGUGGAUGAGGAGAAGUCUGUGGAAGAGCAGAGGCUGGAGAAAGAAGCAGCAAAGACUGGUCCGGUGGCUGUUGGUUAUAAGAGCUUCGAGACCUCUGUGCAGAUUUUUGAUUACUUCUACAAGUUUCUUCACUUCUGGCCUCCCAACCUCAAUGUCAAUAAGUAUGAGCAUGGUAUGUUGUUGGACUUGCUAAAGAAAGGUCACCUAGAAGCAGAGAAAAAAAUUGGUGUAGGCAUCCAAGCAUUCCAAGUUCGGUACCAUCCACAGUGGAAAAGCCGAUGCUUCUUUCUUGUUAGAGAGGAUGAGUCUGCUGAUGAUUUCAGUUUCCGUAAGUGUGUGGAUCACAUUCUUCCAUUGCCGGAAAACAUGAUGAACAAGGGAUUGGGUGGUGGCGGUGGCGGUGGCAGGGGUGGUGGGCGUGGAAAUUGGCGUGGACGCGGUAGAGGGGGUAAGCCGAGGAAUUGAUCAAGUCUCUUACCAUUUGAGUGACUUGUGGUAAACCAAGACACAAUUAAUAUAUAGAUGAGGUGCAGUAGUAGUAUGCACUGUUCUUUCUUGAAUGUCUGAUGGAUUUUGAAUUAUUAGUUAUGAUUGAAUUGGGAAGUUACACCAGCAUUCCCAAUUUUGUUUGAAA
Messenger RNA from Cynara cardunculus var. scolymus (artichoke), 884 nucleotides. Its product is annotated as protein EMBRYO DEFECTIVE 514-like. NCBI's taxonomy places the organism in Eukaryota, Viridiplantae, Streptophyta, Magnoliopsida, Asterales, Asteraceae. The transcript has 2 exons. The record is from RefSeq and is a predicted model, not a curated record. The coding region runs from base 47 to 715 and encodes 222 amino acids. Gene Ontology annotation, cellular component: chloroplast. Gene Ontology annotation, biological process: chloroplast organization; chloroplast rRNA processing.